Stylophora pistillata is the source of this 515-nucleotide messenger RNA. RefSeq lists its product as uncharacterized. NCBI's taxonomy places the organism in Eukaryota, Metazoa, Cnidaria, Anthozoa, Scleractinia, Pocilloporidae. The record is from RefSeq and is a predicted model, not a curated record.
UACAGUGUGAUAUAGACAGAUAGACUGACUGACUCGUGCAGUUUUGUAGCAUGAAGUAAUGCACAAUAAGUAAUGUUCUUGAAAUUCAUUCAAUUUUGUGCCAUUACAUUUAAGCUGGGGUUGUAGAAGAGGAUAUGAGUUCCUUAGGAGUUCUGGAUCUGAAUACUCGAGUGCAAUGGAGUGUGGACAGAGCAUGGGAUGUGCUUUACUGUGAACAAGUGCUGAUGGAGGUGGCAUCAGCCCAUGAGGAUAUUCUCCUACCAAUCUUUUUGAACUUAACAUAUGAGGAGAUGUGUCACCAGGCCAGGUCUGACCAGAGAAGCAUGGUUACAGUGAUCCUACAAGAAGGUGACAACAUACCUGAUGUGAUAAGGAUUCUGAAUAUUCUACAUGGAAUCAAUCAUGGAAACUUAUACUUUUGGAUAACAAAAGAAAAAUCCAGAUCUGGGAGAGAAGGUAUUGAAUUACUAUCCGUAUUUUGGAUGUUUACUAAGAUACGAGACAGACUGAAUUAA